This is a messenger RNA of Odobenus rosmarus divergens (Pacific walrus), 1198 nucleotides long. RefSeq names its product fragile site, folic acid type, rare, fra(10)(q23.3) or fra(10)(q24.2) candidate 1 (gene FRA10AC1). Gene Ontology annotation, biological process: dephosphorylation. Bases 33 to 980 code for a protein of 315 amino acids. The record is from RefSeq and is a predicted model, not a curated record. NCBI's taxonomy places the organism in Eukaryota, Metazoa, Chordata, Mammalia, Carnivora, Odobenidae. Gene Ontology annotation, molecular function: phosphatase activity. The transcript is spliced from 14 exons.
GCGUGCUUGGCAGAGCAGGGAGGAGGAAAGGGAUGCAUGGUCAUGGAGGCUAUGACUCUGAUUUUAGUGAUGAUGAACACGGUGGAGAAUCUAACAAAAGGAAAAAAAGGACAAUUGAAGAUGAUUUAUUGCUCAAAAAGCCAUUUCAGAAAGAAAAACAUGGAAAAGUGGCCCAUAAACAAGUUGCAUCAGAAUUGUUGGAUAGGGAAGAAGCAAGAAAUAGAAGGUUUCACCUCAUAGCCAUGGAUGCUUAUCAAAGGCACACAAAAUUUGUAAAUGACUAUAUUUUAUACUAUGGUGGCAAAAAAGAAGACUUUAGGCGAUUGGGGGAAAAUGACAAGACAGACAUGGAUGUUAUACGAGAAAAUCAUAGAUUCCUAUGGAAUGAGGAGGAUGAAAUGAACAUGAAUUGGGAGAAGAAACUUGCAAAGAAAUACUAUGAUAAAUUAUUCAAGGAAUACUGCAUAGCAGAUCUCAGUAGAUACAAAGAAAAUAAGUUUGGAUUUAGGUGGCGAAUAGAAAAAGAAGUAAUUUCAGGAAAAGGCCAGUUUUUCUGUGGAAAUAAAUGUUGUGAUAAAAAAGAAGACUUGAAGAGUUGGGAAGUUAAUUUUGGUUAUGUUGAGCAUGGUGAGAAGAGAAAUGCGCUUGUUAAAUUAAGGUUGUGCCAAGAAUGUUCCUUUAAAUUAAAUUUUCAUCACAGGAGAAAAGAAGUCAAGUCAAAAAAAAGAAAGGAUAAAACCAAAAAAGAUUAUGAAGAGUCAUCACAUAAAAAAUCUGGAUUAUCUUCUGCAGAAGAGACCUCUAAGAAAAAGGAAAAAGGGCAUUCAUCCUCAAAGAAGUCAGAAAAUUCUGUAAACAGAAAUUCUGAUGAAGAAGAAGGUACUUUAGAAUCUGAACUUUGGAAGGGCCCUCUACCAGAAACAGAUGAAAAAUCACAAGAAGAAGAAUUUGAUGACUAUUUUCAAGAUUUAUUUCUGUGAGAUGGAAGAGAGAAGCCCACAUUCCUUAAUGUGAAAGUACACUUUGAAACUCUUCACAAAAAUUUUAUCUACAAGUUGCAGCUUGAGUGGUUUAUCUUCAGAAAUAAAAAUCCAACUACUCUCAAGAUGUCAGCUGCUUUGGAAGUUUUUCAGUUCUUUUGGAGACAUGCUUCCCCAUCCCUUCAUAUCUUUUCAGUUGCUUGUCGAUGACUGCUCCA